Darwinula stevensoni is the source of this 375-nucleotide messenger RNA. The record is from the annotation of a GenBank genome assembly. NCBI's taxonomy places the organism in Eukaryota, Metazoa, Arthropoda, Ostracoda, Podocopida, Darwinulidae.
AUGAGAUCCCCCAUCCCUUUGGCCAAGAUUUUGGGCGAGACGACAGCCAAGUAUCGAUGGUUCGCAGCCCUAUACGUAGCCGUCAUGUUCUGCAUCUUUCCCCUCCUCGUCUUCCUUCUUUCCCUCGGCGGGACGUGGGUGUUGGUGGGGGUCGGAGGUCCCUUCCUAUUGGCCCUCAUCGCUGCUGUCGUCAUCAACAUCCUCCAGAGAAAGCGAUCCAACUGCUUGCCUCCGUUCCUCAGGAACUGGAAUUUCCUGCCCGAGCCCCUUCACAGUCUAGAACCAUAUGACACCAUCAUGAUGAAACUCCCCUGCUGUAGUUUAUGCCGGAUGGCUGCUGAGACAUCCGAUGAAAUAGAAAUUCCUCCCUUUUAA